Molecule: messenger RNA, 881 nt
Organism: Panicum virgatum (switchgrass)
Lineage: Eukaryota; Viridiplantae; Streptophyta; Magnoliopsida; Poales; Poaceae
Product: eukaryotic translation initiation factor 1A
Exons: 1
Coding region: 234-668 (144 amino acids)
Biological process (GO): translational initiation
Cellular component (GO): cytoplasm
Molecular function (GO): RNA binding; translation initiation factor activity
Source: RefSeq, a predicted model, not a curated record
GAUCCCCCACCCGCCCGUCCAGCUCCAGCCCCAACCCUCCCAUCCCCCGACGCCGCCCCCCAGACCUCCGCCUCUCGUCGCCACCUCCUCGCGGCCCGCCUCCGCCACCCUCCUGCCGCCGCAAGCCCGCAGCGCCGCCACCCACUGGCAAGCCACACAGCCCCCUUUCCCCACCUCGAUCUCGCACGCGGCACGCCUAGGGUUUCGUCUCGUCGCCCUCCUCCACCGCCACGAUGCCGAAGAACAAGGGUAAGGGAGGCAAGAACCGGAAGCGGGGUAAGAACGAGGCGGACGACGACAAGCGCGAGCUGGUCUUCAAGGAGGACGGGCAGGAGUACGCGCAGGUGACCCGCAUGCUCGGCAAUGGCCGCUGCGAGGCCAUCUGCGUCGACGGCACGCGCCGCCUCUGCCACAUCCGGGGCAAGAUGCACAAGAAGGUCUGGAUCGCGGCGGGCGACAUCGUCCUCGUCGGCCUCCGCGACUACCAGGACGACAAGGCCGACGUCAUCCUCAAGUACAUGAACGACGAGGCGCGCCUGCUCAAGGCCUACGGCGAGCUCCCCGAGACGCUCAGGCUCAACGAGGGCGUCGACGUCGACGGGCCCGAGGACGGCGAGGAGGGCAGCGACUACAUCCAGUUCGAGGACGAGGACAUCGACAAGAUCUAAGAUUCCUGUUUCUCCUCGCGGCUACUUUCUUAUAUGUAACUUAUUGUUAUGUGUUCUAGUGCCAUGUGGUGAUAUGGUUUAGGCUGGCUGUUAUGGAUUUGCACUUUUGCCAGCAUAAUCUUGUGAUGCGACGAGAUGUGGUUAGGAUCUGAGGUGGUUAAAUAAUCGCGGAUUAAUAUCGUUCCAAUCUGGUACAUGCUGUUAUUACAACAA